AAAGGUAUACUGUACCAAUGAACGAACAAAUCAACCAACCAGCACCUGGCCAGGCCAGACUGUUUUUUGGGAGCUGAGACUGGGAGGUUAGUCCAACUACCGCAUACGAGUACCUGAUCAGUUCUUUCCGAAGAGCUUUGCUUGCUGGUAACUCGCCUCGUCGAUUGUGUUAAUUGUGGUCUUCAUUUGAUUUUCUUUCGUAUUCAAAAAACCUAAUUUUUUAUUUGUUGUUGUGGUUUCGAAGUACCUUUGCUUUAAUAUCGAGCUUUGGGUUGAAGAAGGUGACCUUUAUUAUUUUGUGUGAAUUUUGAACAAAAAGGUCAAGAAUUAUUUAAAAAAUUAUCAGAAUUCGGUAAAAAAAGGUUUCCAAUAUACCGAAGUGUUUAAAAUUGAAUUUUCAGUGAAUACUUUCAAAAAACGAAAACCAAAAACGUUGGUCAUUUUCAAGACAAUUUAAAUGUGUUUAACUUCAAAUCGUCCAUAAUAGUCCAAAUCGUUUAAAAAACGUUUUCAAAAAAUAAGGAAAAAACACCUGAAAUCGUAAAAAGUGGAGUAAAAGUGAUGUGGAGUGCGCGUGCGAAGCGUGAUUGAAAUUUAAAUUUUAUUUUUGUUGUUUUUUAAAAAUACAACAAGUAAUCGCAACACGAAAAUAAAAAAAAGAUAUAUUACUAUUUUGUGGUGUAGUGUAUGAAGUUUUGUAUAUUGUUGGUGGGUUUUGAGAUUCGAAUUUUCGUGUCAUGCAUCCGAGAGAUAUUAUAUUCAGCAACAAUCAUCAGUGCAGCAUUUGAAUCUGAUUUAUUCCAACUCGGAAUCAUUUAAUUAGGACCACAUCACGACCUGUUUUGGAGAGGUUUUGAUUUUUUUUCUUUAUUUUAUUAGUGGUUUGACUGUUUUUCGGUUUUUACGUCCGUCGCUAUCGUCGAUCGUCGGUCGUCGUCUUUGUCGAUUGUCGUUUUAUCGCGGUUUUUUAUUUUUAUGUUUUGUAUUCUUUAUAAUUUCGAUCUUCUGCUCAUUUUUAAUGUAGGUUGUUCUUGAUUUGCAACGUGAAAAAAGAACUUGAAUUUCUGAACUUAAUCGUUGUCAUCUUCUUUUUAACUGACAUUAAAUAAAAAUAAUAAAAAUAAAAUAAACAUUAAUUCACACUAAAACAAAUAAGUACUGAUACUGAUUUUGAAAAACACUGAGCGCGACUUCAAGCGUCCGUAAAAGCAAGAGAUAUUUUAUUUUGUAUCCUUGAGAUGCUGAGGAUCACAUUUUGGAGGAAUUAAAUAUUUUUUCUGGUUGACAAUCAUUUCAUCCAACAUAAAAAAGAUUUACAACACAAACGGAACUAAUUGAGUGACUUCCAUCUGGAUAAAAACUACACAUUCCGAAAACCUAAAUAAAUAUCAAGAUGUCUUCAUCCGACCGUUCCAUACCUCAUCUCCGUGAUAUCUUCGGAAUCAACAACUACUCAACAUAUGCAACAUCAACAACAACCACAACAAACAACAACAAUGGCAUCACAACCUACAACAAUACCGAAGCCUAUGUCCACAAUCCCGUCGUCGAUCUGACCAAAAAACAUUCCAAGAAAAAGCGUGAUAACAAUAAGACCCUAACAAGUGGUGAUGUCAAGACCCUCGAACGGCAUCUCAGUAUGAAGAAGACAAUUCGCAAGAAAAUAAUGCGAGAUCUUCAACAAGCCUUUGUUGAGGAUCCAAAUGAAUUCAAAAUCGAGAACUCCAACCACGAACAUCUCAAAUCUGAAAUUCGUGCAGAUGCGUUCCGUUUUGGCGAAAAGACAACGCGGAAAUCUGAUAAUUUCCUCGAUAUGCUUCGAGGUGAAAAACCAUCGAAUGGCAGCAGUAACCAUGACACCUAUAACAAUGCCAAUUCCAUCCAAAGUAGAGAUUACGAUUUUGAUAGUUCCGGUACUGGACAAUCGAAUGGAGAGAAGCAAAGCUUCUGGCGACGACUUACGAUGAAGGGUAAAUCAAAGCGAUAGAAACAAAAGUGAAAGGGCAUUAUUGAAAAACAUUCAUAGCUCUUAAAAGCACACAAAUAUUGUAGAUGUAGAAUUCUAAAAACCCUUUCUCAAGUUUCCUCAGUUCAAUGUUUUCCAUUAUUUUGUUGGUGAUAAUUUUUGUAUUUAGAUAAUGUGUUGAUGGAUCACAAGCGAACGCAAAUGAUUUUUUGUUUUUUUGAAUAUAAAUUAGUUAUUAAUUAUGCAAUUUAAGGAAAUUUAAUACAUAUACUUAAUUAUAUGUGUUUUGUAGGUAUGUUUAUAAAUAUAAAUAAUCUUAUGUGGAAAUAAUGUUUAGUUACUUGAAUUAAGUUUUUUGUAUGCGUAUCUAUCUUAGAUUUUGUAUGAUCAGAUCAUAAAUGUUUGUUAUUUUUUAAGAUACGAAAAUAAACAUAGAUUUAAGGUGAAUUGUUAAAUUUUUGUACCUAUUGUUUAUUUUAAAGAUACAUUAAUAAUUUUAAUUCACUGAAAAAUUUAAUAUUUUAAUAUAAAACAAUACUUAACAAUGACAUUAGAAUUCAAGACACUUUAAUCACAAAUGCUUCCUUCAUAGUUAUCAACCCUUUUAUGAUUUUCAACCGAAAAAUACUUAAAGCUGAUUUUGUCGCUCGGUCUUCAAUAGAGGAAAGUUUCGACCAAAAUUAUGGCUUAUGAAAUUAAUUAUUUUGUGGUGAAAUAUUUUUCAAGAGAAAUGCAGUAUAGAGUGGAAUUUAAUUUUAUGUAUGGAUAACAUACAAAUUGCUUUGUUUUCAAAAGAUAUUUUGACAAAUUUUGUGAGUCUACAGCUUGUUGACAACUCUCAACCUUUUCAAUGAUGUUAGGAAUCAAAGAGGCUAACAAUCUGUUACCAAAUUGAAAGGACGACUUUGAGUAGCAGUUAACAAACAAAGUUAAGUUUAGCACUUUAGACAAUUUCGAUGAGUUCUAAAACAAAUGUUAAAAAAUCAGUCCUUUUUAAAGUAAUCAUCCAAAAAUGAACGUGUUUUUAAACUAACUUAUGAACCUUGUGAAAAGAGUCAAUAACUUUAAAAACUUUUCAACAGUCUUGUUUUCGAAUAAAUAUCGUCCAAUCACCACCCCAACCCAAAAACAAUAACCAAACAUUGGGCAGGUUCAGGCGACUUAAUGGCUGAAACACAAACACGCUUCAGCUUCGACUUCGUCUGCGUUACGGUGGACUUGCUUCGAGGUUGCUUUGAAUGACAUUUCUAUUAUUUCAUCCCUCCAAAGAGCAAAUAUUUUGUGUGUUGACAUUUUUUUACAGCUGUUGAGCUGUCAGACAAAGCAAAUGUUCAGAUGAUUGAACUAUAGCUUCCGUUUGGAGUCACAUUACGUUACAUUACGUUCUUUUCCUUACGAUUGUCAAGCGGAACGUGAGGUCUAAGCUCCAUUGUGAUAGCAUGCAUUGAAUUUCUAUGGCUGAACUCGUAAACGUCAGGCGAAGCCGAAGCUGAAGCGUGUUUGUGUUUGAGCCAUAAGGGAAUUGAAAGUAAGGCAAGUUUCUGGUAUCUGAUUGGCCAGCUGCCAAAAAAAUGCCUUCCAAUUAAGACAACUUUAUUGGAAAGUUGUCUGGAAAGUAAGUCAAGAAAAAUUUCGCUAGCUAUCAAGUCAAGUCAACUUAUUUCAAAAUGACAACUGAUCAUGUUUUUUCAUUCAAGUGAAAGCUGAGCUUUACUACUACUACUAUAAUUUUUAAUUCCAUUUAAUGUUUUCUGUAAAAGGGUUCCUUCUCAAUUUAAAAAAGAAAUAAGUAAUAUUUUUGUACAAUACAAAAUAUAAAUCGUAAUCGACUUGUAGUUUGUCUGAUUAGUGGUUUUAGACAGUUUAUAGUUCUCGUACUAUAAACUUAAAGUAAAAAUUUGCGAAGUAAAGUUCUGAAUUUGAAAUUCAUGACACUUGGUAAACUAACUUGUUGCCUUGGUCAAAAUUUACGUUCAAAGAAUGAAGUUGACUACAAAUGAAGUCCCUUAUCUUACCUGAACCUGCCCAUUGACACUUUGACGAUGUAGAGGCUUUUUAACAAUCAAGAGGUUCGUUCGCUUACUUUCUGCACUAAAAUUCGUAAAAAGAGUUAUUUUAAAGAAUGGGGGUAAAAUUCUCUCACAAAAAGACAAAACUACAAAAAAGUGA
This is a messenger RNA of Eupeodes corollae, 4135 nucleotides long. RefSeq lists its product as uncharacterized. The transcript has 3 exons. Bases 1394 to 1987 code for a protein of 197 amino acids. The record is from RefSeq and is a predicted model, not a curated record. Lineage: Eukaryota; Metazoa; Arthropoda; Insecta; Diptera; Syrphidae.